AUGCACCACAACGCGUUCUACGGUCCAGUUGAGGAACCUGAUCAGGACAAUGUUAAAUAUUUUCCUGAGUUGCGAAUUCUGGAUCUAUCUUUGAAUCGUUUCAGAGGCAAGUUUCUAUCUCAAAAAAUCUUUUCCGGGAAUGUCAUGAGGGGUGUCACUCGAAACCAGCCAACAUAUAUGAUGGUAGACAGAACUAUGGAGACUCCUAGUCUUGAGCUAAUCUUUUAUGAGUAUUACUCAAUCGCGAUAACUAGCAAAGGUGUGGAGAGAUAUUAUCCGAAGAUUCAAGAAGCCCUUGUAGCGAUUGACAUCUCAAGCAACAAAUUUGAAGGGAGUAUUCUUGAAAUUAUUGGGAACCUAGAGGGGUUGGUGUCAUUCAAUAUGUCUGGUAACCUCCUAACUGGUCCCAUCCCAUCAUCUUUCGGGAAUUUAAGAUGGCUUGAAUCACUGGACCUUUCACACAACAAGCUUUCAGGACAAAUCCCUCAAAGCCUCACGUAG
Pyrus x bretschneideri (Chinese white pear) is the source of this 501-nucleotide messenger RNA. RefSeq names its product receptor-like protein 18. Lineage: Eukaryota; Viridiplantae; Streptophyta; Magnoliopsida; Rosales; Rosaceae. The record is from RefSeq and is a predicted model, not a curated record. Gene Ontology annotation, molecular function: protein binding. The coding region runs from base 1 to 501 and encodes 166 amino acids. The transcript has a single exon.